UGGGUGAAGUGUACAUUGCAUUUGUGUGUAGGGGUCAUGUGCAGUCUGGGGACAAUGGGUGCCCUUGUUGUGGUGCCCGUGCAUCUCCAGGGCCCUGAUGCCUUUGGGCCUCACUUAUCUUCCUCCUCCAUCUCACUAGGCUCUGCCAAGGCUGAGAACGACAAACGUCUAAGCAUAGGGCCCGGCCAUGGGCCAGGGUCUGUAGCAGAUGAACCCCAGGAUAAUGUCUUCUUCCCCACCGGACGACCGCCUCACCUGGAAGAGCUGCACACACAGGCCCAGGAAGGGCUCCGCUCUCUACAGCACCAAGAAAAACAGAAACUGAACAAGGGUGGCUGGGACCAUGGAGACACCCAGAGCAUCCAGUCCUCCCGCAUGGGACCAGAUGAAGACACCAUCUCCUUCUGCAGCCAGACCACAUCCUACACGGCUGAGAGCUCCACGGCGGAGGACGCGCUCUCCAUCCGCUCAGAGAUGAUCCAGCGCAAAGGCUCCACCUUCCGACCCCAUGACUCAUUUCCCAAAUCAUCUGGAAAGUCAGGGCGGAGGAGGCGGGAGCGGCGGAGUACGGUGUUGGGACUGCCACAGCAUGUGCAGAAGGAACUCGGCCUGCGGAAUGAGCGUGUGGCACCAGGUACUCCUCGGCCCCCUGGUCCACACGAUGCUGUACACAUCCCAACAGUGGACGGCCACCCGGCAGGCCUGGCCUCAGGGACAGGGGCCCGGGUGUCCCUGCAGGCACUGGAGGCGGAGGCAGAGGCUGGUGCUGAGACAGAGGCCAUGCUGCAGCGCCACAUUGACCGUGUCUACCGGGAUGACACCCUCGUUGGCCGGUCCACAGGGGUCCGGCCCCCGCCAUUGACCCGGCCCAUGUCCCUCGCAGUGCCUGGACUGACAGGAGGGGCAGGGCCUCCAGAGCCCCUGAGCCCAGCCAUGUCCAUCUCACCCCAGGCCACCUACUUGUCGAAGCUGAUCCCACAUGCUGUGCUGCCACCCACAGUGGAUGUGGUGGCCCUGGGCCGCAGCAGCCUGCGCACACUGAGCCGCGGCAGCCUGCUCUCGGCUAGCCCAGCCUCCGUCCACUCCAUGGGCCGCUUCUCCUCAGCCUCAAGCCCACGGCCCCGCAGCCGCCACGCUUCCUCCUCCAGUGACACAUGGAGCCACUCUCAGUCCUCUGAGACCAUCGUGUCUGAUGGUUCCACAAUCUCCUCUAAGGGUGGUUCUGAGGGCCGGCCAGAGAGCUCUGUGGCUAGCAAUAGUGUGGCACCCCCUCCCCAGGGGGGCAGUGGACGGGGCUCCCCCAGUGGGGGCAGCACUGCCGAGGCCUCAGACACAGUCAGCAUUCGGAGCAGCGGGCAGUUGUCUGGCCGGAGUGUGUCUCUACGUAAGCUGAAGCGACCCCCCCCACCUCCCCGCCGGACCUACUCCCUCCAUCAGCGAGGCUCAGUGGCACCUGAUGGGCCCUUAGGGCUGCCGCCCAAGCCUGAGCGGAAGCAGCAGCCACAGCUGCCACGACCACCCACCACUGGUGGGUCAGAAGGGGUGGGGACAGCACCCUGCCCACCCAACUCAGCAGGCAGUUGGGUGGCUGGCUUGUCUCCAGGUGGCUCCCGGCGCCCCCCACGCUCCCCAGAACGGACGCUUUCACCCUCCAGUGGAUACUCGAGCCAAAGUGGUACCCCUACCCUCCCUCCCAAGGGUCUGGCACGUGCCCCUGCUUCCCCAGGCAAGGCCCAGCCCCCUAAGCCAGGGCGUGUCACUUCCCUUCGAUCUCCAGGGCCCUCUGUCUCCUCUUCCCUCACGUCUCUGUGUUCCUCCUCCUCUGACCCUGCACCCUCAGACCGCUCUGCUCCACAGAUGUCAACCCCCCUGGGUGACAGGUUUGUCAUACCUCCUCAUCCCAAGGUGCCUGCACCCUUCUCUCCACCUCCCUCCAAGCCUAGGAGCCCUAACCCAGCUGCCCCUGCUCUGUUUGUCCCUGCUCUGAUUCCUGAGCCUGUCUCUACCACUGAUGCCAGUCCUGUAUCCCCUCCUACUCCCCAGACAUCCCUGACCCCAUCACAGGAGUCUCCUGUUGUCUGCAAAGACCAGUCACCCCCACCAUCCCCACCCCCAUCUUAUCAUCCACCCCCACCACCCACUAAGAAGCCAGAGGUAGUUGUGGAGGCCCCAUCUGCUGCAGAGACUGCUGAAGAGCCCCUCCAAGAUCCCAACUGGCCCCCACCCCCGCCUCCUGCACCCGAGGAGCAGGACCUGUCCAUGGCUGACUUCCCCCCACCUGAGGAGGCCUUUUUCUCUGUGGCUGGCCCUGAGCCUGCAGGCCCUUCAGGCCCCCUGGAGCCUGUUAGCUCCCUGGCUGCUUUGCCCUCCUCUGCUACUGUUUCUGCCCAGAGCCAGUCCCCUGGUCCCACAGACCCUCCUCCAGCCCCACCAGCCCCACCUCUUGCUAGUUUUGUCCCAGGGCCCCUUGCCAAACUCCCUCGGAAGGAAUCUGUGGACCACAGGAAGAGCAGCGGGGGUCCCAGGGAGGAUUCUGGUGCGCCCCUGGUCACACCCUCCCUCCUGCAGAUGGUGCGGCUGCGCUCGGUGGGCACUCCCACAGGGGCUCUGACCCUGGCAUCGGGACCAUCAGCCCCCCAGAAGCCACUUCGAAGGGCCCUGUCAGGGCGGGCCAGCCCAGUGCCUGCCCUCUCCUCAGGGCUCCAUGCUGCUGUCCGACUCAAGGCCUCCAGCCUGGCUGCUGGCGAGGGCCUCAGAAGUGCCCAGCCCAAUGGACCGCCUGAGGCAGAGCCACGGUCUCCCCAGUCCCCUGCCUCUACAGCAAGCUUCAUCUUCUCCAAGGGCACUAAGAAGCUGCAGUUUGAGCGGCCCAUGUCCCCUGAGAUCCAGGCCGACCUCCAGCGGAAUUUGGUGGCUGAACUUCGGAGCAUCUCAGAGCAACGGCCAACCCAGGCCCCCAAAAAGCCAUCUAAGGCACCCCCACCUGUGGCCCGCAAGCCCUCUGUGGGCGUCCCCCCACCUGCCUCCCCCAGCUUUCCUCGGGCUGAGCCCCUUACUGCUCCUCCCACCAAUGGCCUCCCUCAUGCUGAGGACAGGACUAAGGGGGAGCUGGCGGAGAAUGGAGGUGUGCAGCUGGUGGGCCCAGAGAAGAUGGGCCCCUCAGGCUCAGACCCACAGAAAGAGCUGGUCUGACCACCAGGCACCUCACUGGCACUGCUGACCCAUCCCAGGAAUACAAUCUCUCAGGGACCUGAGCAGCUCCAAGGACGAGAGGAUACGGCAGACACAACCUAAUAGAGGAGAGGACGCCUGCAGCCUUAACCUCCACUGCCUUCGACGUUUAUGCAAGCCUGGCGUUGCUCCUGUCCUCCGAGUCAUCAGCUCUCAUGCCUUUUCCCGAAUGAUUCACCUCUGGCAGCUGCCGCUUCAGUCUUGGCCUUAGCCUCAUCUCGAAGGAGGUAGCUGGUGAGAGAGGGUGGCUGCGCCCCCUGCUGGCCCUAAGGCCGCAGAGUUGGGAGCAGAACGCCUCACUUGAGUUUGUUUUGUUUCAUUUUCUUCAUGUCCAAAUCGUGCACAUACUGUAGUGCAGAAUCAAAGCACUUUUGAAAAGUAGCUGCACAUCCAUCCUCCAGGGCCCAUCAAACCACAUUCCAAGGGCCUGUUUACAUGGCAGCAGCAUCAAGCCCUGGUGGCCAGCCCAAAGAUGGGACCAGUCUGUCCCCUCCUCCUUCAACCCAGUUUGCUCCUUAGUUCUUGGAGGUGGGCAAAUCAUUGCAUUCCCCCAGGCUUCUCCAGCCUGGGGCAGGGGUGGGGCUGUGGAAUUCCAAAGCACAAAAGGUGCAGUGGGGGCUAGCCUUCCUGUGCCUCAACUCAACAACCACCCUCCUGCCUUCCAGCUCUUCCAGGUGCUCCAUGCAGGGCACAGGAAGUAGGAGACUGCCAGGACCCAAAUGGGUCGGGGGAGGACAACCAGAGCGGGGUCUGCAGGCUCUCUGUCCUCACAAAGCGGAAGAACAGAGUAAGGAGUCAUCUCAGUGGGCACUUGGCAGCGCCAAGCAUCUGCCUCUUGUUUGUUUGAUCGGGUUGGGCAGGUGGGCAGGACAUUUCAGGGCAGGAGCCCCUGGACUGUGUCCCUUUCAGCUUGGCAGGAAGUAGUGAGAAGGUGGGUGGAGGGAAGGGUCUGGCAGGGGGAGAGCUUAUUCGGGCAGUGGGCCCAGACCUGGCCCUAGGGACUUCAUUCUCUGAACUUUCUUUACUCUUUUUGGUGCAUGUCUUUUCUGCAGCUGCCUUUCAGCACAGGUGGUUCACUGGGGGGAGCUGAUGCUGAGUGACGAGCAUGGGAAACCAAAGGUGCAUUUCACUCGACUCUUCCCUAGUCAAUGAGGGGCACCCAGUGCUCCUAGGGAGCAGGCUGGGUGGCUGCCCCCUAGGUCACAGCCUCUGCUACUGAUCUCCAGGAAUUUUAAUGACCUUUUUAUUUUCAGCCUGUGCCACCUGUCUAGGUAAGCUGGCUUCCCCAUUGGCCCCUGUCGUUCCACAGGGAUGGCCCUAGUGCCUCCCUUCACAGCAGUGUGGCUGCCACCCAGGGCCACCCCUUCUUUCUUAAUCCUCUUUCCUCAACAGUGACUUGGGCUUGAGCCUGGCAAGGAACCUCACUUUUAGUUCACCACCAAGGAGAGAGGAUUGACACACUAUUCCCCCCGCCCCCCAAUAUCUGAGAACAUAAGGGAUGUGGAGUGAGAGUCCAUGUUCCUCUGGCCCUCUCUAGGGCUUCUUCAGUUUGUCACUACUGUCUUCUUCCUGUAGCUAUAAACCAAUGUUCUUCCCUUGCCCUAUGGGUAAUGGAGAGCUGCUGCUGGGCAUAUGUUGCACCUGCCUAGUGAGUUGGGGAAAGAGGACAAUCAGUAAGCACCAUUCUGCUCAGAGCUCCUGAUCUACCCUGCCCCCCAGGAUCCAGGACCCAGUCAAAGCUCUGUGAAACCAGGCCCUGGGAGCAGCACUGGAACUGGUGGAGGGAGCUACCUUCUGUCUCUUUCCCUCCCCUGUCCUCCAAUGUUUCGAGCUCUUUAUUCUCAGCUAGGGUCUUCUGAGCUCGUUUCCCCACUGGGUGGGACAGAGUACAAAGGAGAAGAGGAUCUAGAAGAGUCAACCUUUGUCCUCUGGGGUAAAUGAGCUUGACCUAGUGAAAAUUGAGAGACCAAAAGCCUCUGAUUUUUAAUUUCCAUAUAAAUGUUAGAGAAAUAUAUAUAUAUAUUUCUUUAAAUUUUUGAGUCUUUGAUAUGUCUAUACAAACCUUCCCUCUGCCCUGAUGCCUGAGUGAGACACAUGAGAAAGCACUGUAAGUGUUUCAUUUAAAGGUGUUAAUUAAAUGAUUGAAACUUG
Messenger RNA from Galeopterus variegatus (Sunda flying lemur), 5382 nucleotides. RefSeq names its product KIAA1522 ortholog (gene NHSL3). The record is from RefSeq and is a predicted model, not a curated record. The transcript has 6 exons. Gene Ontology annotation, biological process: cell differentiation. Lineage: Eukaryota; Metazoa; Chordata; Mammalia; Dermoptera; Cynocephalidae. Bases 37 to 3192 code for a protein of 1051 amino acids.